Seminavis robusta is the source of this 1963-nucleotide messenger RNA. NCBI's taxonomy places the organism in Eukaryota, Bacillariophyta, Bacillariophyceae, Naviculales, Naviculaceae. The record is from the annotation of a GenBank genome assembly.
AUGACCCCCGUAGCCACCAAGAGAAGGAGAUCUUCGUCUGUUUUCUUUGUUGGAUCUGCCACUCUUGUCAUUGCCUUGCUCGUUUGGCAGAGCAUUAUUUCAAGACCCAAGCUGCUGCCAUCCACAACAAGAGCAUUAUUGUUACAGAUACAGCAGCAUCAACCAAAACAAAACGCGUUAUUAUCGGAGGAGGACUUGCUGUGCCAAACCUUGCACAAGGCGGCACUCACUCGUCACAGCAGCAGCAGCAGCAGCAGCAGCAGCAGCAGCAGCAGCAGCAGCGCACCGUUGACGGCAGUUCAUGGCUUUGUGUGCAAUUUGGGUCACUUGCCGCUCUUGCAGAAUUCCCUCGCAUCGAUUCAACGACUGCGAGAACCGUGGAUUUCCAUUGUCUUUGCGCUCAACGAGGAAGUAUGUACUGAAAUUGCCGACAACGUCAAAAAGAAUGCUCCUGUCUGUAUUCCCCACUAUGCCGACCGAGUGCUCGAUCUCAUGAAACAGUACGAACCACGAUCGUACGAAGCCUACGAACAGGUCAAACGAGACAAGAAUGCCUCCAUUGCCGAGUCGGCCAGGUUCAACUCGGAAAUGUACAAGAUACUCAUCAAUGCCAAAUUAUACGCUCUUCGGGAUAUCAUUCAUUGUGGCAUGGAUGCCUUUAUCACGGACGUCGAUGUGGCUUUUCUACAAGAUCCAUGGCCCUAUUUUGCCACAUCUUCUUCUGCCAAAGACAACAACCAUAUGAUUAUUGCCCAGAAUGACACCAAUCCUACACAGUUCCGACUCAACAUUAACUCUGGAUUCAUGUAUUGGAGGCACAACCAUCCUCACAGUCGCAAUCUCACUCACACACUCAUUUCCGACAUGGUCUGGUGGCAGAUUGAUCAAGCCCGAGUAAAUCGGUUACUCUUCGAUCGGAAAAUACCCGUCUCCCUUUUGCCCACACGACAAUUUCCCAAUGGUAACGUGUUGCAAAAACACAACACGACCAACCAAGCCGUGGCCGUUCAUGCCAACUGGAAUGCUCAUUUUGAGGAAAAGAAGAACGUACUCCAAGCACACAACCUGUGGUUUUUGGAGUAGCAGUAAGACGAGUAGCAAUAUUCCGUUGGUGGUGGAAGAACGACAGUUACGGUCUGGCUAUGGACAACAACUCGUCGGAAGGAUCAACAACACUAGCUAGCAAGGCCGCUUGGACAGACAGUGCCAUGAUCGCCUUUCAAACGCAACGAUGCUCAAUCAACUUGGUAGGGGCUUCGGGGAGAGGGCCUCGACUCGACCCAGUCGGGCACUACUUCAGUUGCAUGCCUUCUGCGUUCUCUCUCUCUCUCUCUGAUCAUUGCCCGUGAUGCGGAGGAUCAUUCUUUUCAUCUGGGGGCAACGAGCGCAUUGACAAACGCUGCUUCUGCCAACGACGACUUUUCAACUCGCUAUGUGUGGUUGUGUACAAAGAAGCAGACACGAUGGAGAUGGUAGCUACCAGGUCCAUCACCUCUUCUGUUCGGGUGGAGAGAAUCCUCGAUCGUGGAGGCACGCACUGAUGCCAGAAACUGUUUUGAGUGCUCGCUGCGUCGCCAUAAAGGAAGGGGCGUCGCGUAAAAUUGUAGACAAGGCCCAACACUACUAGCACAGUCUCGUACUUCAUCCGAAUGGCAUGAGCAUUAUCUCCAUUCUCCUUGCCCGUGAUGCGGAGGACAGUCAGUAUUCUUCAUCUAUCUAUCUAUCUUAGGGCAACAAGGCAUUGGCAAACUCUGAGGUGACUUCCAAGUCGUAGUUGUACUAAGAAGCAGACAUGAUGGGAUAGCAGCUCGCCUCUUCUUGGGGUGGGAGAGGAUCCUCGAUCGUAAAGGCACUUGUACCAGAAACUGUUUUGAGUGAUCGUUGCUAGCUAGCUACAUGUAUUACUAUUGAUAAUAGCUAGUUUGGUCGCCAUAAAAUUUGGAAGGGGGCAUUGCAUAAUUAC